ACAAAGACAUAAACUUAGUCAGUGUCCUCCAAGAGAUUUGACCAUAACUACAAUCACCACAUGCACACGGCAAAAGGAACCUCAGGAAGACAUGUCAGAUGGAGCAAGAAAACUUUCACAUGCUUUUAAAAUGCCUUUACCAAGAACAGACUUUGAGCUCCAUCAUAAUGAGCUCCUUCAAAACAGACAUCAUGAGGAUGCUAAGCUGACAGAAGAGCUGGAUAAAGAUGGAGUUCACUGUGCUCAGGAUAAUAGAAAGAGACAAAGGAUUAAAGCAUUGCAUGACAAUCACUCUACGGAUACUGAGGUCAGAAAGGGUGAGGAUGGCCAUUUUAUGCCAUGUGUCUUGGAUCAGUGGCAUCAGGCCCAACCCGACACGCCACCAAAGAUAAAAGUGCCGCCCCAUGAAGACGGCAUUGUGUACAGAUUAGUGGACACAGCGGUGGAGAUUCUGUGUGGUCAAGCAAAUGAAGACACUCUCGACCUUUAUGAAACACCAAGCUAUUUAUUUGACGAUGAUAGUCGCAAGCGUUAUCGGCAGGUGAUCUUUCAGUUAACAUCCGAUGUACUUCAUGAGAUCUUGGGCGAUCUUUUAAGAACAAAACAGUCCGCCCAGAAGACAGAUGAUCGAUCUGUGAUCUCAGCUCUGCAAUGCAGUCAAAUUUCCAUCACAUUUUUAAAGGCUGCCGUGAGAAAAGAGAUACAGAAAAUUCUGAAUUUAGAGCGAAGCGAGCAACGGAUGACAGAGAUGCUCCAAAAACUGUGCAAAUACUGGUACGCCAAGAGAGACAGAGUGGACUUUAUACUGAUUCAGGAACUUCAUAACGAGGAGAGAAGUUGGCUAGACUACAGUGCUGACCAGUACACUGUGAAAAUGCAUCUGACUGAGGAGAUUUUCAGUUUUCUUUUGGAUGACACAAUAUUAGCCCUAAAUCAUAUGCACAUUUCAACCUAAAAGUCAAGUUU
Puntigrus tetrazona (Sumatra barb) is the source of this 966-nucleotide messenger RNA. RefSeq lists its product as uncharacterized. The transcript has 6 exons. Gene Ontology annotation, biological process: microtubule anchoring. The coding region runs from base 92 to 955 and encodes 287 amino acids. Lineage: Eukaryota; Metazoa; Chordata; Actinopteri; Cypriniformes; Cyprinidae. The record is from RefSeq and is a predicted model, not a curated record. Gene Ontology annotation, cellular component: centrosome. Gene Ontology annotation, molecular function: microtubule binding.